AUGGCGGAAAUGAUCGGAGCUCAUCCUCAAACUUCAGCACCUCCUCUGUCUUCGUCUCUGUAUCUUCUCCCUCUAGAAGACAAUCGUUCGUCGCAAAUGAAGGUGAAUUCGAAGAGGAAGCUUGAGGAUUACUUGGAUCCGAUUCUUCUACACGCGAUCUCGUCCAGAAUCAAUCAAGCGGAGACGAAGGAAAAGCAGAUGGAGAGGAAGGAUGUCUUCGUAAAUACGAAUCAGAGGAAGGAAUUCGAUUGGCCUGUUGACCGAUUAGAUCCGUUGAUCAACGAUCCGAAUCGCGACAAUGCGCGCAGUUCCGGGAUAGUAGACGGCGGAGCACGGUUCAUUCCUCCCGCCAUUCCAUCAUUGAACAAACGCCGUCGAAGUGAUUUCCCGGUGUGGAAGGUAGUGAACGAUAACAAACACGGUUGA
Microthlaspi erraticum is the source of this 426-nucleotide messenger RNA. NCBI's taxonomy places the organism in Eukaryota, Viridiplantae, Streptophyta, Magnoliopsida, Brassicales, Brassicaceae. The record is from the annotation of a GenBank genome assembly.